AAGGCAGAAGAGCCAGACGGGAGCACUCGACCUCGCUCGCGUCCAUCCCCGCCAGUCCUCUCUCGCAACCACGUGUAGUGUAGUGUAAUUAGACUUUUGCGCCCGUGUACUUGUCCUACACUAUUUCUCAAUCUCACAUCCAUGAAAAAGAACCUAAACUUGCUUUCUCCACACCAUGUCUCGGAUCGCGGACUGUUUCUCCCACCAGACUUGGAGCCCGAGCUUAUUCCACUUCCAGUUGGUCUGAAGGUCACGGUCACGGUCCCUGUAGGUCAUGGGCCUGCUCACUUCUUCUCUUCUCUUCUCUAACUACACUAGUGUCCUCGUUCGCAAUAACCUCGACUGGCACUUACACAUACACUACUGAUUAGGCCGGCCAGUCCGUCUGAGCACAAGCGCGUGCGUACGUAGUGUGUGGUAGCAACUCGAUCGUCGAUCAGUGCGCUUCCUCGUCGCGUCGCCCUCGAGUCUUGUCACCGCCCGCUUCAAAAGGGCAAUCAAACCAUGUCCAACACGGCCGAGACCCAUCAUACCUUCGGCCCCUCCUGCCGACUAGCGCCCAUCACCGAACCCGAACCCAUCGAUGGGCUCGAGGGCAUCCCACCUAUCAACGCCCAGUUCUUCUACUCGUCCACCAUCCCCAUCGAUGACCCCUUGUCUGCUGCCACAACUGUUGGCUCCUCCGAUGCGAAAGCAGCAAACCUACCACUGCGACCCUUCUCCCCUGGUGAUAACAGAGAUCUAGAGCGGGCGUGGCUGGGCUUCUCCUCCGACAGGGACAGAAGGAAUCACAGACACGCUCAGAGAAACCGAAGUCCGAGUCCGUCUCUCUCAAAGGAAAAUGCCGAGAAACUUGCCGCUAUCGUGGCCCUCCUGGCUGCUAAGCACAAGGACAAGCAUGAUCGGGAGGGCCAUUCCGCUUUCUCGGCCCUGGCCACCACCGAAAAUGAGCAUGACCUCAGCGUCCCAGUAUGUUGCGCGGAGCUUUCGAUCGAUGCUGACGCAGAGUUAAGAAAGGAGUUUUGCGCCGUUACCAGACGUCGCCAGCCAACCCUCGACCACGACCGCCUUAUUCAGGAGGUUAUGGCCCAGUUGACUCGCUUGUGGGCAAAUUCAGAUACUUCGCAAGAGUCCUCGGCAUUUAGGCCCUCAAGUCUUCCGCUUGGCACUAGCCCUCUUCAAAGACUUUCUGGCUCUUUAGAGGUGAAGCCUUCCUCCCUCAACGAUAACCAACUUCCUCUUUCGACUAUUGGCAAGAUGAUUCCAAGACCCCCGGUCGUGGAUGCUGGAAUCUCAGGCAAGCCGUUCGUUCGCGUCGAAUCACUCAGCCGGUCAGUCGGUGCUACACCAGAAGACAAGCCGUCCAGAGAACCAUCCAUACGUGGCCUUCCAUCUCGCUUAGGGGGGAAUGAUAGCCGAGCGGCCAAGCGCAUUGUCAAAGAGGCCAUUCGUCAGGCGGAAGAUUCGGUUGAGGUGCCUGUUGGUAUCUCGAGACUGCACAUGGUUUCGUUGCCAGUUCUUCAGAUGAAGCCGAUAUACUGGUCGCCUGUCAAUGACAUAUCCACGGUGCAACGCGCUACGUGGUUCUAUAGAGACACCAUGACCCCCGUCAAGCCUGCCGUCGCUAACCAGCUAGAAGCCGGCUAUCGAGAGUUACGGGUAUGGGGUCAGACCUGGAAGGACGAACUGAAGUCUGCGUUAGAUGUAGGUGCGCUAGGCGAAGAAAAGGUGUCGCACCCUUUGUGGCCAGAAAUUCCGGACAAGCGCCCCAAAGUCAAGGACGACAUGCCUCCCGAGCCGCCAAUAUCGAGCGAUCCGUUUUGCGCCGCCAGAUGUUUUCGUGGAGAAGCCGCAGCUGAAGGGACACUUGAGCAUGUGCAUCCCGAUCAAGAACUGCCGCCGCCACCACCCGAACCCUCUGCCAACUUUCAUGUCAUCUACAAGGACAAGUCCGCUGCCUUCUUGCUAAGGCCCAGCCAGAAACCUAGUGCAUAUCAUGGAAGACGGCCACUCCAAAAGAUCAUGAGAGGUAUUACUGUGGGAAUCCCCGUGGUGCGCGGUUUCGACCAGGCCAUCUGGGACAAGAUACACCAAAAGAAGGGCACAUCGCCAAAUAAAGCGCCCAACCGCAAUACGUCACGGCAGACAAAUGUCUCGGGUGAUGGUUGCCCAGCAUGUCAAAUGGAGCAGGAUCGCGGCCAAGUGACCGAUCUUCUUUUGAUUGCCCAUGGCAUUGGUCAAAAGUUUGCCGAGCGGGUUGAAAGUUUCCACUUCACGCAUGCCGUCAAUGCCUUUCGAAGAGCCGUCAAUAUCGAGUUGGAAAAUCCCAUGAUAAAACCGGUGCUCCGGCCUGACCAGAAUGGUAUCAUGGUGCUGCCUGUGAAUUGGCGUCAUCUGCUCAGCUUUGAAGAUGGCGGUCCCAGCAAGGAAGAAGACGCGUCCGCAUAUACUCCUGACGGUUUCGGGCUGAAGGACAUUGAACCCAACACAAUCCCUGCCGUGCGCAGCAUGAUCUCAGACGUCAUGUUCGACAUUCCUUUUUACAUGUCUCAUCACAAGCCAAAAAUGAUUGCCGCCCUUGUAGGUGAAGCAAAUCGCGUGUACCGGCUAUGGUGCAAGAACAACCCCGGCUUCGCCGACAAGGGCCGCGUUCACCUCAUUGGGCACUCGCUCGGCAGCGCCAUGGCGGUCGAGAUCCUCUCCAAGCAGCCGACCAGCGUUCCCCGGCCCUUAGAUCUAUCCGGAACACAGCCGGAAACCCGCCACUUCGAGUUCGACACCACCAACCUCUUCCUCCUCGGCAGCCCCGCCGCCUUUUUCCUUCUUCUAGAAAGAGGUAGCCUCGUUCCCCGCCGCGGCCGCCUCAAGCCCGGCGCAGACGCAGCCGACACGCUCAACAAGGAUAUAGUCGGUGACCUCGGCCGCUUCGGCUGCAUCGCCGUCGACAACAUCUACAACAUUCUCGCCAAGGAGGACCCCAUCGCCUACCUGCUAAACGGGACCAUCGAUCCCAUUUAUGCUUCCAGCCUCAAGACCGCUUACGUGCCCACCUUCACCACCUCCUUCUUCAAAUCCGUCUCCGACUCCCUCCGCGGUUUAGCUGGUCUGACAACCUCCACCUCCGCACCCACAUCUAACUCUUCCAACCCCUCUGAUCCGUCAAAUCAAUCAACCGAUCCCACCGGACACCAAUCCCAGAUGCUGUCAACCUCCAAACCGCCCACCUUCCUCCGCCUCCCCUCGCAGCUCGAACUGGAAGUGCAUGAUUUCUCGCGGGAAGAAGUCGCCGAGAAGAAGGCCUUCUUGUUGAACGAUAACGGCCAAAUCGAUUACUAUCUACGAUCGGGCGGGGGCCCGCUAGAGAUUCAGUACCUGAAUAUGUUGAGCGCGCACACGAGCUACUGGAAUAAUCUGGACUUGAUACGGUUUUUGUGUAUUGAAAUUGGUAGGAGACCAGGGAGGGAGAACAGUUUGGGGGUGUUGAGGGCGGAUAAGAUUGUUCGGUUGCGGAAGGGGGAGAGAAUGGGGUAGUAGUUCCUCACGGAAAAUGGAAGUCUAAGAGAUGCUUGGGGGCAUUGAUGUGUGAUGACGAACGAGGUUAUGACGGGAAUGACGGGAAUGAAGGACUUUGAUUUUGACUUGGCAUAUGGGUGGGCUUUUUGGUAUUGUUUUCUUUUCUGUAUUGUGUUUGCAUUGCGUUGCAUUCGUUCGUUCUUGUUUGGGGAGGAUAGACUGUCUGGCUUUGAGCAUGACGAGAACGAAAGACGGGAGGGAGGCUCAUGUUGUUUUGAACUGACUGCUCCAGGUAGCAGUUAGUCAUCAUUUAGCAUUUUUUUUUUUUUUCUUUUUGGCUUGAUACCCUUGAUGAUGAAACGAGUGUUCUAUUUGUAUAGCUAGCUUUUAUAUUAAAAAUGAGCGAAAUACUAGGCAUGUUCGAAUACGUGUGUCCAAACACACACACACACA
Molecule: messenger RNA, 3966 nt
Organism: Neurospora crassa OR74A
Lineage: Eukaryota; Fungi; Ascomycota; Sordariomycetes; Sordariales; Sordariaceae
Product: DDHD domain-containing protein
Exons: 3
Coding region: 505-3531 (1008 amino acids)
Cellular component (GO): cytoplasm
Molecular function (GO): glycerophospholipase activity; metal ion binding
Source: RefSeq, a predicted model, not a curated record